Messenger RNA from Dunckerocampus dactyliophorus (ringed pipefish), 1273 nucleotides. RefSeq names its product leukocyte surface antigen CD53. Gene Ontology annotation, cellular component: membrane. NCBI's taxonomy places the organism in Eukaryota, Metazoa, Chordata, Actinopteri, Syngnathiformes, Syngnathidae. The coding region runs from base 352 to 1047 and encodes 231 amino acids. The record is from RefSeq and is a predicted model, not a curated record. The transcript is spliced from 9 exons.
CUGAAGCCUGUAUCCCUUAAGAGCUCAUCAAUUGGCUCUGCGCUUUCAUGCUAACGUUUGAUUGGCUGCCACUCCAUGAGUGUCUGGACCAGCACAGUGGUUUUUUGCUAGUUGGCCAGGAGUACAAGUUGGUGUUCAUCUGCUACUGGUGCCACUGAAGCUGGAAGCGCUGCUGUGUUAUUUUCUCGCUCACACCCGAUAUAACGAAAGAGGAAGUCACGCUGAAAGCCCUGUGAAGCACGACACAGUCGGCAAAAAGAAGGGGAAGUGGAAAGCAGCAGCAGCAGCAGAGUUCACCCGAACGCGAUAAAUAUCUCCUUCACGGACGGGUUUUCACGGAAACGUCUCGCCAUGACCAACGGCUGCCUAAAGUGCUUAAAGUACACCAUGUGUGUCGCCAACUUCCUUUGUUUUAUAUCCGGCGUGGCUGUGUUGGGUUUCGGCGUCUACAUGAUGGUAAACUUCAAACUGACAGCUAUCACGCCUUCGCUGGCCAACUUCAAUCUGGCCAACAUGCUGCUGAUCAGCGGCAUCAUCAUCACGUGCGUUUCCUUCCUGGGCUUCCUGGGCGCUCUGAAGGAAAACCGCUGCCUGUUGUUGACGUUCUUCCUGAUGCUCUUCUUCCUUCUGCUGGUGGAGCUGACAGCUGCAUGCUUACUUCUGAUGUAUGAGCACGAGAUCGCGGCGUGGGUGGAGAAUGACCUGAACAAAGGUUUGGAGAAGGCAAAAGGAGAAGACCCCAAGGAGUUCCUCAGCGAGUGGGAUCUGGUUCAGGAAAUGUUUGAUUGCUGCGGGGUUCACAAUGCGUCAGACUGGGGAGACAAUGUCCCCAAAUCCUGCUGCCUCAACGAAGUACGGAGUACUUCACAGUGUCAAACGUACAGACUCAAGGGCUGUUUGGACACGCUGAAAAACUGGUUUGAAGAAAAUUUCCUCAGCACUGGGAUUUCUGUGAUUGUCCUUUGCAUUAUCGAGGUGUUAGGGAUGUGCUUCGCCAUGACGCUCUUCUGCCACAUCAGCAGAUCUGGACUGGGCUACAAGUUGUAGAGCAACGUGUUCAUUGUUAUACACCUGUGUCCUAACAUUGUGUAACAUCAAGUGUUCCAUAUGCCCGAGGUUGUAAUCUUGUGUGAAACUGGAAGUAAGUUUAAGGAAAAGUUUGUCACAUGUAGCUUGAAGGUUAUCUGGUUUAAUUACAAUGCAUUCACGUGUAUGCAACGUGUAAUAAAUAUCCUCCAUUUGGUGUCUUUUCAUAUUGCUUAUUUAGUGUGUU